AUGUACAGUUGUGACCAACAUGAGCAAAUCUUGGAGCGCAUCAAUGGACGCCACCAGGAGGGGCAGAGCAAGUCAUGGAGAACACUGAUAGAGGAGAGCUCACUACAUGGUGAGAGGACCUCCCAAGGAUCAGAGUUCAGCCUGGGGUCUAGACCCAUACAUGAGGAAGCAGGAGAAGCAGUUACUUUUGACACUAUUGAUGAUGAUGAUGAUUACUCCAUUGACCAAGGAUGGAGCACAGAGGGCUCCCUACGCUGUCCUCCAACCUGCAGGUGCACUGAAACCCAUGUGGAUUGCUCUGGGGUUGGAUUAUUGGUUAUCCCUUCUGCCAAGGAGUGCCAGCCCGACACCGGCACCAUGGACCUUUCAGGAAACCAGCUGACUGUGCUCCGCAUGACAGUCCUGAGUGAACUCAGGAGCCUCCGACAACUAGAUCUGUCUGGUAACCGUUUACUAUGCAGUUGUCCCCUACAUGGUUUAAUAUCACAUUUGCCAAAGGGAGUAAAACUGAUCAUGGACCAGGAGGUGGAAAGCUGUGCUCAUGACUCUAGUGUAUUACUGAUGCCGUGUGCCGAGCGCUAUGUCUCAUGUGUAUGGGGCCCACCACACUAUGUGCUGCAUUACUCUCUCAUCACCCCUGAUCCUUUCUCCAACAAUAGCUGCCUCGUUCUCUGUUUCCGUCAUGGCUAUUCUUAUUAUGGACUGGACAGUAUGCAACGUUGCCUUUGUGGCUCGGUCACCUCCAAUGAAGAGGACCCCUGUUCGGGGGUGUGCUCAAGACAUGGGAAUAUUUACAUGUGCAAUAAGAGUAUUAUUCAGGAUAUACAUGCUGUGCAGGUGACUAUAUUGCUUUCAGCCCCUUCUUACUACAAUGUCCUGCAGCCUGCCGAGUUCCGUGCAGUAGCCUCUAUCCCUGUCGCCCAGUUUAUUUGGGAUUUUCAAGAUGGAAGCAAAUCACUUAUCCCUGCUAAUGGAAUGGUCAGUCAUAGAUAUAGUCUUCCUGGGAAAUACACUGUAAAAGUAAGACCAGAAGCACAGCAGCCAGAAGCAGAAAUGACAGUGACCAUGGCGGUAGCAUUAGACAUGGCCGAACUGCACUGCCCAGAGGUGGCUCAAACAGGGCAAAGUGUAGAAGUAUGGCUACAAGUCAACCAGGGGACAGAUCUUCAAGCUGUCUAUAGCAUUCAGCUGCCAAAUGGUCAACUAUUGACAGAUGAUUCCUCCUGUCCCCGUGGAGGCAAAGUUUUUGGUGAAAAUCUGCAUUGCUAUUGGCUAAAUCAAGUGAAAGAAUUGCUGUCAGAGGCUCGUAAUCGUUGCAGAUUAAUACCUGGAGCUGAUCUUGCAUACAUAACCUCUGCUGAUCAAAUCAGUUUCAUCCAGGAGUCCUUCAGAAGUACUUCUCCAGUUUGGGUGAACAUUUCACAGUCCCUAAAAGAGGCAAAUAGGAGACUCCUGACUGAACCAGGCUUAGGUGAUCAUAAAAUACAGGAGGAUUGCCUGCACCUGUCAUUGUUACACGGGGAAGUUUAUCGGAGGAGCCCCUGUCUAGAGAGAGCACCUUCUAUCUGUGAAUGCCGGGCAGGAGUACGUCUCCCCGAUGCCCCCGUGUACCUGGUAGGUGUGCCGAUAUUUGAUGAUGCAGACACGGAGAAUGCCACAUUAACUCUUUCACAUAACAGACCACAAAAUGAUAUUGAGGUAAUGGUUUUUCCUGGGCUGUGGUUCAGCCACUCAGGGUCUCUGCUUGCCAUGGAUUUGGGGAUUCAGCCUGUACAGCAUGAACUCCUGGUUCUAAUCCAGAUUCUGCGCCCAUUCUGCAGUCCAGAACAGCACUUGAUCCCACCAGGUUGUGUAGCGCUUUGGUCUCCAUUUGCUACAUGCAAUCCACAGCCCCUGUGUAACACAACUGGUGACUGUCCUAGUGGGAGGCAGUGGUGUCCACUUAGUGAAACCUGCCUGAAACUCAACCGUCCAUGCAGCACUUAUACCUCUGCACGUUACCCACACCCACCACGAUACUCAGGGGUUCCCCCCUCAUAUUCACCAGUUGCCGAUGUGCUGUUGCAUCUCAGUCCCAACAUGAAGGAACGAAACAUACAAGUCCAGUUGUCCCAAUUGUCUCACUCUGUACACCCAGAUGAUAUACUUUCCAUACAGCACACUGGACACAGAGAGUCUUUCUUACGUUGCAAAUCCAGUCCAGAUUCACCCUGGCGGCAAACCUAUGCCAGAAUGACACACCUAGGAUGGCUGGAGGACUAUUUUCAGCUAAAUUCUGCCAUCUGGGUUGACGACAUAGUCUGUGACCUUCGUGUCCUCUAUGGAUCAGAGUUACGUAGCCUAGUAGUGUCCUCACUGCUAAGCAGCUUUCAGGAAGAUGGGAUGUAUGUAGUCAGCGCUGCCCUAAGCAAUGGAGUUAGCUCAACUGUAACAAGCUGUGAUAUCACUAUUCUAAGUCCUGUCAGUGACUUGCAGAUUAUAUACCCCUUGCUAGGAACUGAUGGCCUGCAUGUAGGCACUCCUCAUCCCACCCUUGUGGUCAUCAGUGCUCAGAGCUCCAGUCCAGCUUAUGUUCAGUGGUCAACAGUGGCACAAAGUGGAGAGUCAGUACUGCAGCAGAAAUGUCCUUCAGAUAUUUCCUCAAAAUUACCUGUUUGCGACACACUUUCAAUAAAUGUUGGCUUUGCGUGGAUGUGGUUGAUUCUUGACCACCCACAAACUACUACACUGACCAUCAUGGUGACCAAUGAGGUCAGUUCUAUCAAUCUUACCAUGCCAAUCCAGUCACAUGAUGCCAUUCAAGGACUCAGCAUUCACUCCGAUGGACCAGAUCAUGUUAAGCUAAAUCAGACACGGAUCUUCUCAGCCACAGUGACGCAAGGGUCAUCUGUCACAUUCACAUGGACCAUGGAUAACAAUGAAGGAUUCUCAUAUAAGGGAACAAGCUACAUGGUGACAUUCAGGACUCCUGGUAUCUAUCAACUUAAAGUGGUUGCUCAAAACUCUGUCAGCUCCCAGGAGAAGGAGAUGCUCCUACAGGUAGAAGGAGGUAUACUGCUGCCGGAAGCUGAGCUUGUUGUUUCCUCCACAGUGCUGUUGGCCUCUGAGACUCAGACAAUACUAUUCAAGAUACAAGUGCAAAGAUCGUCUGAUGUGACCAUAAGCUGGGACUUUGGAGACGGCAGAGCAUUGCUAAACAGAAGUUUUUGUGCUCCUCGUGAUAUGCAGAAUUCUGAAGGGUUCCUGGUCACGUUGAAUGAUACAGAAAGCCAUGAAUACAUCAAAGAAGGUCAAUAUCACUUGAUGGUAAAGGCUUAUACCAGCGGCUCUGAGAUUACGAGGACUUUGCAGUUACAAGUUGUCCAUCGACUCUCCAGCUUGAGUGUGAAAGUAGACCAUUUUGCUCUUGAAGUGCAUGAAACGUUAUCAUUCUCUGCUAUCUGUCUUCCUUCCCACUUUGGUGUGACUGUCACCUGGAAUUUUGGGGAUCAAUCUGAAACUUUCCAAAGUAGUGAUCUGCAAAUACAACACAUCUACAAAUCACUUGGCACACACAAUGUCACAGCCACUGCAACCAAUGGACAAAGCUAUGUAACAGGAUUCUUAAUGGUGACCAUUGAGGAGAAAAUUGAAGGCCUGCAAUUGUUAAACAAUGGACCAACCGAACUGGGAGCAGAAACUAUAAUAACCGGCUCGCAAGCUCAGGGCACAAAUGUUAUAUGGAAUUUCUACAUGGGGGAUGGUAUAUCUUACACUAACCAGUCAAAAUCUUCCGUAAGCCAUACAUAUGCCCAGUGUGGCGAUUUCACUGUUAGAGUAAUUGCUAGAAACUCUUUGAGCAGUGUCAAUAGUUCCACUUUUAUUCAGAUAUACAUGAUUCAAGUUAAUAACAUCCUCCCUGAUGUUAUUACUAGCCAUUUGAAGAUCCGGUUUACUGCAGACCACGCAGGGCCACCCUUCGUGCUUAAAUUUUGCUGGGACUUUGGAGAUGGCAGUCAACCAGUCCUUGUGCAAGGAAAAGCUGAGGUGUGGCAUAGCUAUGUUGCUGCAGGUAAUUAUACACUGAAGCUACUGGUGAGUGGACAGAAAAUAAGCAAUAUUUAUAGCAAAAUCAUUACGGUAGAAGAUCAGAUUAUUGUGGCUACCAUUAAUGCAUCACCUGCAGUCGCUAAUGUGUCCCAAUUGGUCCUUUUCAAUUCUUCGGUGCAACCACCACCAGAUCCAGUGCACUUCUAUUUGUAUGAAUGGGAUUUCGGUCUUGGAAUGUUACCUAUCAAUUCUUCCUCACCAGAGAUUAGAUGGUAUUAUGAGUUUGAAGGACAUUAUAGAGUCACAAUGACUGUGUGGAAUCAAGUCAGCCACUACAAGACACAGUGUUAUGUGACUGUUCAGAGACCCAUUAUGUUUGUUUAUAUAAGGCAUAAUGGUGGAGAUGUAAUCUCAGCUGAAGUUGAGGUAGCAUUUAAUGCAGUCGUAUCAGAUGUCUCUGCUAAUUUCCUAUGGAAUUUUGGCAAUUCAUCCCAUGUAGGUUUUGGACAAAACGUCUUGCACAAAUUCCAUGUGUCAGGUAACAUAACGGUCAGUCUCCAGGUAAAAAACAGCGUGAGCCUUGGUAAAACCUCUGUUAUAGUAUAUGUGCAAGCUCCAAUUAAAAAAUUGUGUCUUAAUGCUGACCAUGUGAUAGCAAAGACUAAACAAAUGGUCAAUUUUUUUACAUCCUUGUCUAGUGGGGAUAGUGUGCAAUAUUACUGGUCAAUGUGUAAGUCAUGUCCAAAUGUGACUGGACCUUCAAAUAUCUCUCAUAUAUUCAAUGAUCCAGGAUCCUAUAGGGUUAGAGUGACAGCUAAAAAUUUAGUAAGCUCUGCUGAAGCAUUUAUCAUGGUAGAUGUGCAGGAGCCAAUUGAAAAUGUAAGUGUUCAUCAACAGUAUCCAUAUGUGGUUGGCUAUGCUGGUCUUAAUGAACCUGUUACUCUCACGGCUCAUGUUGUCAAAGGCACCAACCUUACCUACCGUUGGGUGUUGUGGCCUGGGCCAUGGGAAAGCAACAGUUCAUCUGUUUCUUUCCACCCAAAUAAAUUGGGAGAUAUUUUGGCAGAGGUUUGGGUAGAGAAUGUCUUGGGAGUUGGAUAUGCCCAAACUCAACUCAAAAUCUUAGAGAGAAUAAAAAGUGUUUAUAUUCAAAAAGCUGCAAGCUUUGUUGCGCUUGGAACUCCAGUAAAUGUAACUGUUUUUGUAAAAUCUGGUAGUGAACUGGAGUAUGCUUGGCAUCUUGGAGAAGGUUCAGCAAUGCCAAUGAAUCAAAAACAGGCUGUGACUUUAUAUUUCCUUACCCCUGGUUUAAAGAACAUUACGGUUACAGUGUCCAAUGCUUUGAGUUCAACCACUGUGUCAACGGUAUUGACUGUGCAAGAAGUACUGUCCAACCUUAGCAUUGGCAUCGAAAACACAUAUAAUUCCCUAGCAGUUUUGUCACACAAAAGGAUUUUAUCAUACAGUUCAGUAGAAAGUGGCACAGAUUUGACAUGGAAAUGGACAGUGUCUGGAAUGAACAAAGAAUUUACAUACAAUACCCAAAACAUGUCGCAUAUCUUCACAGAACCUGGGCAGUAUUGGCUGUGGCUUCAGGCCUGGAACUCAGUGAGCAUUGCAAGCACAUCCCUUUCAUUGCUGGUGCAGGAUGCAGUGAGUGGGUUUAUGGUCAGCACAGAAAAAAAUAUCUUCUGCAUUGGACAAGAAGUCAAAUUUUGUCCCAGCAUUCACCGUGGCACAAAUGUGUCCUUCACAAUCAUGGUUCCUCAGUUGAAGUUCUCUCAGACCCUCAUUCAUAAAUGUGGUCACCUUAAUUUUCCCUCUUCUGGUACAUUUAAAAUUUUGGCUAUUGCAUAUAAUAAAGUUAGCAGGGCCAACGUUAGCCAUAGCAUUCAAGUUGCAGAGAGCGUGAAAGGGUUGAAGGUGAUAAGUCUUCCAACUUUUUGGCCUGUGGAUCAAACAAUGCAUUUAACUGCCACCCUGGAAACUGGACAUGCCACCGUAUUUCAGUGGACCUUCCAACAAGUCGGACAACCUGAGUUUACCCUUAUGGGUCAAUCUAUAGAAUUCACUUGUCUCAAAGCUGGAACACUUCUUGUUCUUCUCAAUGCUAGUAACCCUUCAUGCUUCUCCUCUUUUACAUCAUCAGUGACCAUCCAAUCACCAGUAACCAAGGUUUACCUGCAGAGCAACAGCAAAGAGGUUUUCCUGAACCAGUGCGUCACAUUUCUUGCUGUUGUAUCUGAUGGGUCAGACCUACAUUUCCUCUGGACAUUUGAAGGGGAUGAAAAAAAUAUUACAGGUAUGGAGACUUCAGUUGAAUACUGUUACAACCACAAAGGGGAUUAUGUGACCCGUGUUUCUGCUUUUAAUCUGGUGAGUCAAGUUUAUGCUCAGACAACUGUAAGUGUCAGGUCACUGGAAUGUGUACAGCCCCAGGUCCAGAUGCUAAAACUGCCAAUGUUUUUCUACCGAUCCAUUGGUGGAAAUUUUGAAACCAGUGUGAAUCUAAAAGGAUGUACAAAAUACAGAGCGAUAUAUCUAUGGCAGCUUUAUAAUGGGACAGAUUGCUCUGAUGACUUAUUAGCUGUCCCAAAACUGGACAUAUCCAAAACGUUCUUGUCCAUUCCUGGGCGCACACUUAGCACUGGGAUUUACUGCUUGCUGUUCACCAUUACUCUUGAAGGAACACCGCUCUCUAAUAAUGCAACACAUGUUUUUCAAGUCAGACAUAGCUCUAUCGUUGCUCAGAUACAUGGAGGCUCAAAACGAACUUGGCCAGUAGACAGAGACCUAUCUUUGGAUGGUACGAAGUCUUAUGAUCCAGACCUGGAUGAAGGACAUAAAGAGACAGAUAUGGAGUUUGAAUGGAAUGUGGAACCACUGAAGAAUGAGGGAACAUCCUGCCCUCUGCCUCCUUUGCCUGCUCUACCAAGGAUCUCAGUCAUUUGGGCAGCACAUUGUACCAAUAAAUCAUUUAUUUUCACCCUAAGCAUACGAAAGCCUGGAAGAAAUGCAGCAAAGGCCCAGCAGAUAGUCUUUCUUCAUCCUGGCAAAGUGUUACCAGUCUUCAUUCGAUGCAUCUCAUGCCACUUAUCAUCUCCCUAUCAGUUCAGCCAUGAUGAUCCUGUGAUUUUGUAUGGUGACUGUGAUACUUGCCACAGUGAUACAUUGUUUACUUGGAGUGCUAAAGACUCCCUCGGGCAUCCUCUGACCUUGGACAGGAACACAACCACCAGUGGGCCUAGGAGCCCUGAGCUUGUAAUCCGGAGAGGAGUCCUGCAGGAUUAUCUGUCCUAUACAUUCUAUUUGCGGGUUACUCAGCAGAGAGAACCGGAAUGGGGAGAAAGCAGCAUCACCCUUAUACCGAACAAGCCGCCAACUGGGGGGGAGUGCUCACUGCUUCCCCAACACACCAUCUUGUGGUUAGAAACCCUCUUGGAGUAUAACUGCACAGGGUGGAGGGAUCCUGAUUUGGACACUCAGCUCUUCUACUCCUUGUCGGUUGGGCUUUGCUCUGCCAGAGGUUGUCAGAAGCUCCAUUUAUACCGAGGACUGAAAAAUCAGUAUGGUGUGCGGCCUCCUGCGGCCAUUGAGCUGAGAGAAAUUCAGGUGUAUGUGGAAGUGGAGGACGCGCAGGGAGCUCGCAUGCUGGCAUUGAACCGCACUAUAUUGAUUUCAUUAUCCCAGGUAUCACCUGGUAUUUCUACGACUCAGUGGCUGAGGAAUCACAGCAAGUCCAUCUUGGAGCACAUGAGCAUAGUAGGUGACACUCCGCUGGUGAUCCAGUUGGCAUUGGAGUUGGUCACCACUCUGAGCCUGGGUGAUAAUAUAACUGAAGAAGAGCAGAAUUAUCUUAGGCUUAUCCGAAACAAUGUGACUCGUGCUGUGUCCUCCAUACCACUCUCCAGUCUUUGGGAGGUAGCCGCAGUUAGCGCAGCCUUGACACAAUGUGUGGGUGUUCAUCAUGACAUGGAUAUGCCAGUAUGGUUAAAUGUCCUGAAUACCACAGAGAAAAUGAUCCAUAUGCUGAAUGAAAGGGGUGCCCACAGACAAGGACCUGAUGCUGAUAUACCACAGAACAUCCUCACUAUAUUAGGUGAUGCUUUGGCCUCCUCAUAUUCGGAUGACCUGUCUCUUACUGCUUUUAACCUGACAAGGGCUCUCACUGUAUCCCUUGGAAGGUCAUGUGUCCGAGGUGAGGAUCCUCUACUUCUUGCUGUUCCUGGUGUUCGGGCACAAGUGACACGAGUUUCUACCGAACCCUCCCUGGGCUUUGCUCCUUUGUCAUUGUACCAAACCUCUAAACCUCAGAAUCUGUCACAUACCUUGGCAAGUUACCAUGAACUUCUUCAAGUGACCAUUGAACUGGAAGAUAACCCGUUUCCUGCAGGACUUUCUCUAAACCUCACCAUGUCUUCUCGGUUGGUUGCCUUAGAGUUCACAUUCAUUAAUGGUGAACCUGUACCUGUUAAAGACUUGCCUGAAGACUCUGCAAUCCAGCUGACAUUGCCCAUCAGGGAGGAGGUUGUUCUAAGUCCAGUAUCAGCUUUCAUACCGCCAAGGGGUAGUGCCAACUUCACAAUGACUACCAGCAUGGAACACAUAUCGGCAGGCAUGCAUCUACAUAUUAGUUUUACACAGCUGAAUGAGUCAGACUGGUCACUUGAAGAAUCCCCAGAACUGUUAAUUUCAUAUGGACCCCUUCAAUUCUUCAAUAAUUCUGACAUGCAAAGGAUUCAUAUGUUGAGGUUCUCGUUGGGUGAGGAGAAUACACGGAAUCUCACAUUGCUUCUUCCCAGUACUCGGAGUGGGUCGUUGCUGGAGUACCAGAUCAAUAUCACAAGUCAGCUCUCCAUCAGCUCCAUUUCGGUCUCCGUCAGCCUCUUCUCCAGCCUCUGCCAAUACUUCCAUGUGCCCAGCCUGACAUGGAGAACAGACGGCAUGAGCCCAAGCAAUGCCAGUCUUCCACAUCAAGCCGUGUGCCGGGCCCAGCACCUUACUCUGUUUGGAGCCAGUCUGUUUGUGCCUCCGCACCAACUUGUAUGGUUGUCCCCUUCUCCCCGUCAGUGGACCCUUGCGGUGCUUUGCUGCACUGUGCUUCUUUCUCUCUAUCUGCUGCUGGUCCUGAUAACGCACAAGUUGGACCAUCUGGACUUGUCACGGGUAGGAACCAUUCCGUUGUGUGGUCCACAAAGCCAGUACAGAUACUGGGUGCUGGUGAAGACAGGCUGGAGGAAGGGGGCAGGAACUACUGCCCAUGUCGGCAUCUGCCUGUAUGGGCUGAACAAGAGUGGAGCCCGUCACCUAAACAGCAGGGGAGGUUUGGAUCCGUCAUGGUUCCUGCAAUAUGUGGCUGUAUGUGACAAGCAGACGGAUUUCCUCUACUUUUUCCUGGUGAAUGACUGGCUGUCUGUAGAGAAUGAGCGGAAUGGAGGAAGAGUGGAGAAAGAAGUUCUGGCUACCUGUCCUCAGGAGUUCAGCAGCUUCUCCCAGGUGUUCCCCCAGCAGCUCCUCCUUGGUAUAACAGACUGGCACCUCUGGCUGUCAGUGUGGUGGCGUCCUGCACGCAGCCGGUUUACACGUGUUCAGCGAGUCACAUGUUGUGCGUUGGUGCUUCAUCUGUACAUGACAAUCUGCUCAGUGUGGUAUGGAGCCAUUGGAAUUCGAGAGGGAAGCUCUGUUAUAGGACUGCAGUCUCUGGUUACAUGGGAAAGUAUUUUUAUCGGGAUACUUGUGUCUGUGAUGGUCGUGCCUGUACAGCUUCUUUUCUCGUUUCUUUUUAGAGAAACACGUAGCUUGGUAUUUGUAGAGGAUUCUGCUACCUCCAUCCAAUCUACAGAACAGGACGUUCAUAUGGACACACCUUCCCUUUUGUCCUUACCUGGAAAGGCCGACUCUCUACUGGACAUCAGUUCACUCAGCUGUGCUUCCAUAAACAGCAGUAAAUUUACAUUUGACCUUGAGAAAGAUGGCAGCUUGUUUGCAGAGAGAGCUGGACCUAUCUGGAUGUCCUCUUGUGAGAGCUUAUAUGAUCCCCGCGAUGAUAUCCUGACUGAGUCAGGACUUGGUUUCAUGCAACCUCUGUGCAAGCAGAAAGAAAAAGACCAGCUGGGGUUCCUAUCAUCCUGCAGCUCAGGAGAUGAUCCAUUGUCAUUAUCAGAAGGGUCCAGCAGCAGUCCACACUUCACUCUUUCAGAGGGAAACUUACUUCAGUCCAUUGCUGCAAACGUUCAAGUGUGGAAAUGCAGCGAAGAGUCAGACAGUGGCAGGUUUUCACCCCGGCCAGCUCUUGGGUCGCCCAGCACCGAAAGUGGUUACAGCCUCAUGACGGAGAAUGAGGACCGCUAUAUGACUCAAUGCUGGAGUGAGAGCCACCAAUGGUGUGAUACUAAGAGAAGAUCAUUCUCUUCUUCUUCUGUCUCCGAGGCCACCAGUAAUGAGUCCGAGCUUCAGGAAUGCUGGGAUAUCCCAUCAGCCUCUCCUUCCCCUUUCACGACUCGUAUUGGGGUUCCAUGGAAGCCUCUUGGAUGGCUGUUCCCUCCCUGGAUGCUGUGGGUAGUUUACAUAUUGGCAUUCAUUCUAUUAGCUGGCUGUGUUGCCGUCACUGUUCUCUAUACGUCAUCUCUUUCUGAACAUGGCUUCUUCCUAUGGCUCAUAUCAUCUACCUGUGCACUGCUUUCAUCUGUUCUCCUGCUGGAGCCCCUCAAGGUGGUGUUGCUUUCAUUGUACAAUGCUCUGUACUGCCCCCCAGUUCUGAACGAAGGCAUGGGUUUGGUGGAGGAGCCACUUAUUAGGAAGAUAACGGAUCAUGCGGAUAAAGUCCGAGCACCAGGGGGCUUCAGCCUAUUGCAGGCAAAAGAGGAAGCAAGGAGAGUACGUGCACUGAGGUCCAUGAUUCAGAAUUGUUCGGGUUACAUGGUUUUCAUCCUCUUGGUGCUGUUGAUGUAUUUCCACAUCAGCUUUCAUGACAACAACAUCCGACUCCUUCACUCGGCCAUAAAGCACUCUAUUACUGACUCCUUUGAAAUUAAUACAGUACAAAGCACUUCUAAUGUAUGGCGCUGGAUACACAUCACACUACCGGCUCAUCUGUCCCGGGACCAUCGACUGAAACUUGUGAGAGCCCCUCGUUUGUGCCAGCUUCAUAGUCUACAUUCCAGUGUGUUAGGUUGGACUCACACUUUAGAUUCCCCUUCAGGCUCAGAACCAUGCACUAAUCUUACAUUGGGGUCAAACUUUGCAAUUGAUUAUUGCAGCAUUCUGCAAGUGGAGAUCACACAGUAUCACAAAGAUGUUGGUCUAUAUAUCUCCACCAUUGUUCAUCUGGACCUGUCACAAUAUGGAAGCCGAGCUUUCAGGCUGUCUAUCCUCCCGUUCCACCUCGAGAAGCAAGGGCAUGGUCUGAACCUGCCUAUGGUACUAGCAUUCUCUCUCUUGCUUGCUGCUCUGCUUUUCUUGUAUCCAGAACUGGCUGCCUUGGUUGGAUUCUGUUCUUCAGGUUCAACCUUCUCUCUUCAAUGGACGCGCCUACUUCUUGGGUUGGCAUCUGCAGCCACAGGACUUGUGCACAUUGGCAGGGUUUGGCUGACAAAGCAUCGGAUGGAGCAAUACCAGGCACAACCCUGGACAUUUAUCAGCCUGUAUGAUGUAGCAUUGCUAUCACGAACACAGGUUUCCCUGUCUGGCACUCUGUUAUUACUGAUCAUGCUGAAGGUUGCACAACAGUUUCGGUUUGUGCGGCGCUGGGCGGUGUUUAUAAAAACGUUUCAAUCAUUACGGAUGGAAUUACCUGGUUUGGUACUUCUUAUAGCUGCCUUUCUGGUGGUACUGACUCAUUGCAUGAACCUGGUGAUCUGUGUAUUAUUUCCAGCACUCAGUAUCCCCUGCAACAAAUUUUCUGACUUGCUGUGGGACGGUCGGCGCUUCUGGCCCAUGUUAAAAGGUGUCCCUUGCCUUGGAUGGUUGGGGCUGAGUGUCUUACUGGUGUUCAGGGGGCUUCUGUGUGGCUCAGUACUCGCUAGUUAUCACCGUACCCGAGCUGAAUGUUACCGCCUGGCGCUGGAACCUCAAGAUUACGAGAUGAUUGACUUCUUUGUGAAAAGGUUUAAACUGUGGCUGGGAGUCAACAAAGUAAAACAGUAUCGCCAUAGUGUGAGAUUUGAAGGCCUGGGACCUUCUUCGACCAGAUCAUCCCCAACAUCCUCCCAUAUGCCACCUGAGACUGAACUGGUCCAUCGACCACCUUCUGCUGAAGAACAAGAGCUGUUUCCUCCAUGCAGUCCUCGCCCUGUUCUUUCACCUGCUCUAGCAGUUGAACAUCUUCCCAGAGCAAUCUCCGAACUCCUGGACAGAAUGGACAAAGUCACCCAGGUCCUAAGAGAAGUGAGCAUCUUGGAGCAGAGACUUAAACUUUGGCAACUAUCACAAAAGUCUACCCAGCAGCUGCAUAAGGAAGCUCCCACCUCCAAAUUGGAUAAGCAACUUCUACCUCGGACCUACAGCACAUUUUCCGAAUCUGCCCUUACUCGCAUAAAAGCAACGAUCGUCAAGUCUAACAGCUACAGGUUCUCGCGCUGGGCAGCUCCAUUAAAUACAGGCUUGCCAAGGCACCCUGCAUCAGCUGAUCUGUGCAAAAGAGCCAGACUGCCCAUGAGAAGACCCCGCAGUGAGGAAAAUUCAGGAGGCCUAAGACAAAAUGAAGAUCUUAUCCACCCAUUUCCUCUGAAACGUAGAGCAUGGGACUUAGAGAAACCGGGAGGGUUGUGCCACAGUCCAAGUGGGACCAGUGUUAAAGGGAGUAUAUUGUCUUAA
Molecule: messenger RNA, 12843 nt
Organism: Nanorana parkeri
Lineage: Eukaryota; Metazoa; Chordata; Amphibia; Anura; Dicroglossidae
Product: polycystin-1-like
Exons: 46
Coding region: 1-12843 (4280 amino acids)
Biological process (GO): kidney development
Cellular component (GO): membrane
Molecular function (GO): protein binding
Source: RefSeq, a predicted model, not a curated record